AGUACGCGUUUCUUACUUAGUAGUAUGAACCUGACCUUGUAGUGUUUACUUGUGACCGACUUUCUAAUAACGUGUUUGAUGACGCAAAAAUCAUACGCGGAUACUCUAUCUUAUCAUUAAACAAUAUCUUAUGAAUUAUUGAUUAUCACACAAUCAUAUUACAUAAAAUAAAUCUCAAAACUAAAUAAGGUGAUCUGUAAGAAAGCUAGAUUUGAAUCAAGAAUCUGAAAUAAAAUGUCUAGAAGUGGAUAUACAUGUGUGAGGCAUUUAUUUUGUUGGCUGAACGUUCUCCUUUGGAUUACAGGUUGUGGAAUUUUGGGAGUUGGAAUCUGGUUAAGAAUAGCUUAUGAGGGGUAUGCAUCUUUACUCCCCCAAUACGCUUUGCUUAGUGCCGACUCACUUGCAAUAGCAGUUGGUACAAUAACGUUUAUUUUAGCUUUUCUUGCAUGUUGUGGGUCUUGGUUUCAAAGCAGAUGUAUGCUAGUUACUUAUUUUAGUCUGGUUAUAUUCAUGUUUAUAGCCGAGUUUCUUGUGGGGUCGUUAGCUUUCGCGUUUCGGAUUUCAUUGGGACACACAUUUCGUCAAGAGUUGCAAAAUGGGCUUUGGAACCAUUAUAAUAUGACGGCUAAAGGGCCUGAUAGUCUGGUCACAAUUUGGGAUAACUUACAAUCAGAAUUUAAAUGUUGUGGUGUGGAGAAUUAUCAAGACUGGUUUAUGAUAAACGCUUGGCCAAAUAUGACUUGGGUUCCUGAUUCGUGUUGUUUGCCGUGGAAAGCAGGCGAAAAUUGUGGAAAAUCAGGGGAUGCAAAUGAUUUUUAUAUGACGGGUUGUUAUCAUCAGAUCCAUAUGUGGUUUGUGCAGAGACUUCAUAUUGUAGGAAUUGUUGGGCUGGUGGUAGCUUUUAUACAGCUCUUUGGACUUAUUUCUUCGAUGUUGCUAUUUUGUACAGUUAGGUACAAAAGGACGUCGCGGACAUAUAAAUCCUAUCAAGCACACUCGUAGAUUUUAUGAGCCAAAUUUCAGAAUGAUUAAACAACUCAUUUGCAAGAUUACCUAGACUGAAGUUAUAAUUUUAAUCUUGUCAUUGUGUCAACGUUAUGAAAAAAAUUAAGGCAAAAAAGAAUUAAUAUGUAACCAAAUUGGCGAUAUUUCAUGUAAAUUCGCCUGGACUUGUAGUUUUAGAGUUAUGAUUUUUUAUUUGUGAAACUUUAACUUUAAAGUCGCGGUCAAUUCAUAGUGGCCAUUUAAUUUAUUGCAAAGUUGGCAGCCCCCAGCCCGCCACUUCUAGAGUGUGGGUUUUGUCUAUGUUGGCAGCAGAAGUAACUAAAUUACAACAACUCAAUUUUUGCAAAUUUACACAAGGAAGUGGUCACUAUAAAUUGAGUGUGACUUUAAAUACUUUGUACCUGAUGUUCUGAUGUUUUUUUCAUUUUUUGGAUUAUUCCAAAAAAAACUUUGUUUUAUAGGUUUUAGUCGAUGUCUCGAAAAAAUCAAGGUUUUAUAAAAAUCAUAAUUUUAUAACCAAAAAUUGAAUCGAAUUUAGUUAAGUAUAUGAAUUUUUUUCAAAGCGCCAUUGUAACAGAUUUUUACGUAGAUUUUUUUAUAUAAAUUGUCAUUUUAAAAAAACUCAAAAACAAUACAAAAUUUUAUUCUAUAACGAUCACAUUUGUUAUAGCACAUUAAUUUUUAUUAAUUAUUAAUUUUUGAAGCCAAACUGCUUGGUUCCACACUUUUUUAUCGUAAAAUUAUGGGAUAAUCUUAUUUAUUAAAACUGAAAAUAUUUUGUUUUGACAAAAAUGCUCAAACAGGUCUUUUUUAGUACUUUUUUUCGAAAACUUUAUGUAAUAUUU
Messenger RNA from Tribolium madens (black flour beetle), 1850 nucleotides. RefSeq names its product tetraspanin-9. Lineage: Eukaryota; Metazoa; Arthropoda; Insecta; Coleoptera; Tenebrionidae. The coding region runs from base 235 to 1002 and encodes 255 amino acids. Gene Ontology annotation, cellular component: membrane. The transcript is spliced from 6 exons. The record is from RefSeq and is a predicted model, not a curated record.